AUGGCUGAUGCAAGAAAUAUCAAUGAUGAUAAUGAUGAUAACAAUGAUGCGGUUAGACAAGAAGCAUUCGAAAACAGAGUCACAGAAGUAGCGGAAGGGGUUAUACAAGCCAAUCUACUUCGGUUAGCUCAAGAAGUAGAAAGCCGAGUUCUGGGGGUUGUGGAUGCUAUGAUGACUAGUAGGUUCGAAGAGUUGAAGGAAUUAAUCGAAGGAUCCAAGAGUAGAGGUAAGGAACGAAGGUGCACUUACAAGGAUUUUAUGGCAUGCCAUCUGACGACGUAUGACGGUAAAAUAGAUCCUAUUGAAUGUCAAAGAUGGAUCUCGAACAUAGAGGCGGUCUUUAUACGAAGUCGGUGUGAUAAGGAGGAUCAAGUGAUGUUCGCUACCGGUUUACUAACCCAUCAAGCGAAGGAUUGGUGGGAUGCUCACAGCAAGGAGGUAGGCGAAGACAGGCUGCAAGUUAUGACUUGGCAGGAGUUUAAGGGGCCCUUCAUGAGAUAUCAUUGUCCUCAGUCGGCUAUCGACAAGAUUCAGGAGGAUUUCUUACGCCUCCGGCAGAAAAAUGAAUCAGUGAAUGAAAUAGCAAACAAUUUUAUGGAUAAGAUGAAGUUCUGUGGGGAAUUGGUAACAACCGAGAGGAUGAAGAUAAGUCGUUUUUAUGGUGUGUUAAAGGCAGAAGUUAGAGAGUUCAUCACUCCCUCAAAAUGUGAAACUCUUGAAGAGCUCAUUGAUUUAGCACGGGAUAGAGAGAUCGAAAUUAAAAGGCAAGAGGAGCGAGGUGAAAAGAGGCCGAGUGAAAAAGGGGCAAGUUUUAGUCCAUCCAAGAAGGGGAAGUUUCAGGACCAAGGUAGAAAGGGUAAGUCGAAAGGUGGGAUUACACCAUGCAAGACGUGUGGAAAGCUCCAUACCGGAGAGUGUUUGCUAGGUAAGAAGGGGUGCUUUAAAUGCGGUAAGGAGGGGCAUUCGUCCUAUCAAUGCCCGGAUAACCCAAAGACUUGUUUCAAUUGUUUCGAAAAAGGGCAUAUCAAGUCAGAAUGUCCAAAGCUUCAACAAGGGUCAAAGAAAGAAGAUAAGAAGCAAGAGGGUUCAAGGGCAAAGGGGAGAAUGUUUCAGAUCACGUCUGAAGAAGCCAAGUCCCAACCAAAUGUGGUCUCAGGUAUUUUCCUAAUAAAUUCUAUGCCGGUUUACGUUUUGUUUGACACCGGAGCUACUAUGUCGUUUAUCUCUAGUGAAAUUGUUCAACACCCAUCCUUUAAGAUUGAACGAAUGCCGUUGCCCUUAGAAGUAGAGAUAGCAGAUAGUAAAAGUUAUUUGUUGUACGAAAUAUGUAAAAAUUGCAAAUUGACCAUUGAGGAUGAGGAGUUUGCUAUUGAUCUUAUCCCCAUGAUCUUGGGGGAAUUCAAAGUAAUAGUGGGUAUGGAUUGGAUGUCUCAAAACCAUGCAGAGAUAAAAUGUGAAUCCAAAUCUAUACUUCUUCAAACUCCAAGUGGAAAACGAUUGAAUGUACAAGGCGAAAGGAAGAUGGAAGCGAAGCUAUGUACUCUCGUUCAAGCCACUAAGUACGUGCUCAAUGGGAGUAGAGCAUACUUAGCUUACGUAGUAAAUACUCAACAAGGCUUUCCGAAGCUUGAAGAUGUUGAAGUUGUGAACGAAUUUCCGGAUGUAUUCCCGGAAGAAUUGCCGGGACUCCCUCCCGAGCGAGAAGUGGAGUUCAAUAUCGAAUUGAAUCCGGAUGCGAAACCAGUCGCGAAGGCUCCUUAUAGAUUAGCUCCCACGGAAAUGCGGGAAUUAAUGACACAAAUACAAGACCUCUUAGACAAAGGCUUUAUACGCCCAAUAAUGUCUUUCGGGUUAACUAAUGCGCCGGCGGCAUUUAUGGACCUUAUGAACCGUGUAUGCCGACCCAUGUUGGAUAGAUCGGUAAUUGUAUUCAUAGAUGACAUUUUGGUUUAUUCACGAAGCAAAGACGAACAUACGGUACAUUUGCGUGAAGUACUUGAAACUCUCCGUAAGGAGAAGCUCUACGCAAAAUUUUCAAAAUGUGCCUUUUGGCUUAGGGAGGUACAGUUUCUGGGGCAUGUGAUAAAUGCGGAGGGUGUUAUGGUCGAUCCUUCAAAGAUCGAUGCUGUAAUGAAGUGGGUUCCUCCGAAAAAUCCAACAGAGAUAAGAAGUUUUCUGGGUCUUGCUGGAUACUACCGAAGAAAGAAAGAGAAGUUUGUAUGGGAGAAAGAACAGGAGGGGGCUUUUCGAAUGUUGAAAGAAAAACUAUCAAGUCCCCCAAUCCUAACGUUACCAGAUGGAACCGAAGACCUGGUGGUCUAUUCAGACGCUUCACACCAGGGAUUGGGUUGUGUUCUAAUGCAAAGAGGGAGAGUUAUCGCUUAUGCUUCGCGACAAUUGAAGCCUCAUGAGAGAGACCUAAAUAUGAGGCAGCGGAGGUGGUUGGAACUUAUCAAAGAUUAUGAUUGUGAUAUCCUCUACCAUCCGGGGAAGGCAAAUGUAGUAGCCGAUGCAUUAAGCCGUAAAGAGUAUUCACUACCCAUAAGAGUGAAAUCCAUGAAGAUGAUAGUUACGCCACGAUUACUCGAGGCAAUACGCGAAUCCCAAAUAAAGUCGCUCGGAGCGGAAGACCUGAAGAGGGAACGACUGAAAGGUGUGAUUGAUAAACUAGAAGAAAAUUCGACCGGGCUUAAGACGCGGUUCGGCCGAAUUUGGAUUCCGCGAUUCUGCGAAGGUAUGAAGCGUGACAUAGCUAAAUACGUCGCGAAAUGCUUAACAUGCUCCCAAGUGAAAGUAGAACAUCAAAAGCCGUAUGGAAAAUUACAACCUUUGGAGACACCGGUAUGGAAGUGGGAGGAAUUAACGAUGGAUUUGAUAACCAAACUUCCUAAAACAAAGAAAGGGCAUGAUACAAUAUGGGUAAUCGUAGACCGGCUUACAAAAAGCGCUCACUUUUUACCCAUCAAAGAAGCUUACUCUUCCGAGAAAAUGGCAGAAAUUUUUAUGAACGAGAUCAUAUCCCGUCAUGGAGUGCCCGUGUCGAUUGUCUCGGAUCGAGACACUAGAUUUACUUCUCGUUACUGGCGGAAGUUUCACGAGAGUGUGGGUACGAAGUUGCACAUAAGUACUGCCUACCACCCUCAAACUGACGGCCAGACUCCCGUAUGUUGGGGUGAAGUAGGACAAAGGGAGCUUGCACCAAGUGAUUUAAUAGCAGUUACGAAUGAAAAGAUCGAAAUGGUUAGAACAAGGUUGAAAGCAGCUCAAGAUCGGCAAAAAGCUUAUGCAGAUAAGAGAACGCGUCCUAUCGAGUUCCAAGUUGGAGAUUUUGUCUUGCUAAAGGUGUCCCCAUGGAAGGGUAUAAUCCGUUUUCGCAAACGGGGAAAGUUAGGUCCUCGUUACAUCGGGCCGUUUAAAAUCUUAGCUCGGGUUGGAAGGGUGGCGUAUCGACUAGAAUUACCGCCUGCUCUAGAAGGGAUUCAUAAUACCUUCCACGUGUCGCAAUUGAGGAAAUGUCUUGCGGAUGACACAGCAAUCUGCUUGUUGUUAAAACACAGCGUCAAGGAAAUCUGCAUACUGUUAAAACACAAUUUUCCAUAA
This is a messenger RNA of Helianthus annuus (common sunflower), 3600 nucleotides long. RefSeq lists its product as uncharacterized. Gene Ontology annotation, molecular function: nucleic acid binding; aspartic-type endopeptidase activity; zinc ion binding. Gene Ontology annotation, biological process: DNA integration; proteolysis. The coding region runs from base 1 to 3600 and encodes 1199 amino acids. Lineage: Eukaryota; Viridiplantae; Streptophyta; Magnoliopsida; Asterales; Asteraceae. The transcript has 7 exons. The record is from RefSeq and is a predicted model, not a curated record.